GUCUUAACAGUGCAGAAAGGGUCCCGGCCCGGUCUCCGCUGUGCCAUGGGGCAGUGCACCACUAGAGAAGCAAGUCCGCCAGUUCUGCCUGCUUCAGGUCCUUCCAUCAACUCGGUGGACUGGGCCAAGCGCUUCCAGGAUGCUGAGACCUUGGUGGUGCAAAGCCGGCAAGUCGACUCUGAGGCGGUCCGCAAUCAACGGCACGAGGCGGCUGUUGCUUCCAGCAACCUCAGUCGCUUCUCUCGGAGCGGAACGCGGACGGCCCUGGACCGGCCGAGCCAGUCGACCAUGCGGGCGGGCUUCGCAAAGAUGGCCACGUCGCUGCGCAUGUCCCGCAUGGGCACAAUGAAGCGCGACCAGAUGAUCCAGGAGGUCGAGAAAGCGGAAAGCGAGCCAGGGCUACGGGGCGUCAGCUUGGAGAGCCGCCUGAAGACCUUUGGCAUGCACGCACACUCGGUGACAAGACCGAGCCGAAAGCCACAUGUGUUUCAGAACCCGGAGCGACAUGGGCUAUGUGAGCAGAUGGUGGAGAUGGAGGGAGAUGGGAACUGCCAGUUUCGGACCAUAGCCUUCAACCUCUUCGGCAACCAGGAACAUCAUGCUGCCCCUCGGCAAGCUGCUGUGGCGCACAUGAAGAAACACACUGAAUUCUUCGGUGUCUUCUUCGAGGACCAGGCGGAGUUCUCCCGGUACUUGAAGAAUAUGGGCCGGAAGGGUACCUGGGGUGAUGAGCUGACUCUGAGAGCUGUGGUGGAAGCCUACGGUUGCGUGGCCCAUGUGGUCACCUCCGAGCCGAGCAACUGGCAUUUGGUCUACGAGCCAGAAAGUUCCGAAGUGGAUCCUGACGUGGCAGUCUGCCCAAAGGGCAUUGCGCUGCCGAAGCUCAGGAAGCAAAUCUUCUUGUCCUACAUCUCGCCCAUCCACUACAACGCCAUCGUCACAUGUGCAGCGAACUAGCACGCGCUGCAUUUCCUUUGGACGGUGAGUUUCAGCUGGCGCCUCCAAACAAGCAUUCCCCGAAGGGGGCAAGUGCCAAUGCUCCUGGUGUAUCACCAGCAUCCAUUACC
Molecule: messenger RNA, 1067 nt
Organism: Effrenium voratum
Lineage: Eukaryota; Dinophyceae; Suessiales; Symbiodiniaceae
Source: the annotation of a GenBank genome assembly